Molecule: messenger RNA, 5163 nt
Organism: Mizuhopecten yessoensis (Yesso scallop)
Lineage: Eukaryota; Metazoa; Mollusca; Bivalvia; Pectinida; Pectinidae
Exons: 5
Coding region: 16-2823 (935 amino acids)
Cellular component (GO): plasma membrane
Molecular function (GO): protein phosphatase regulator activity; protein phosphatase 1 binding
Source: RefSeq, a predicted model, not a curated record
CCAGACACUCUAGAGAUGUCAGAGCCCAGCCAGACAAGCCGGCCAAGCACUGUUUGUACAGAAAAAUCAGAAAUGGCUUCAGUUAUUCCAACAGAGGCCAUAGACAUCCAUAACGACUUGGUGUUUUAUCUUGGAACACAGAUUGAGGAGACCAAAUUAUGUCAACUUAAGAACCUGUUAAAAAAUAAUCCAUUAACCCCAGUCGACAUUGCUUCAAUUAAAAACAUCUAUGACCUAUUCGACAAUCUUAUGAGAUACAAAACAAUAGCUGUGGGAGACUACACACAAUUUGUACGGAAACUUGAACUUACAAAUCCUGACCUGGUGGGAUAUGUGAACGAGAAAGAAAAUGCAAUAAAAAGCAUUGUUGAUGGAGAUCCGGCUACUAGGAUUGCUACAACAUCAGACACAAGCCGAGACAAAAAAAUCCAUCCUGACUUAGAACCCAUGAUAGAAAGAACCAAAGCCAAAAUCAUAACAGAAAAAAGGGACAACAAAUUCCACCCCACCAAAGGUUUCUGUGAUGCUAAAGAAAAGCUCCUAAAUAACAGGGUUGUUGUCAUCAAAGGAAAUACAGGAGAUGGUAAAACAGCGAUCGCCGUUCAACUCCUUCAUUGGCUGAGUGAGGAGCAGAAAGCCGGACAACCCCUACAACUUCACGAGAUUAAGAAAUUAGAUUUAUUGGCUCCAAACUUGAAACUGAUCACUUUUAUUGAUGAUAUUUUCGGUGAGAAAGAUGUAUGUAAAACAGAUGUAGACGAGUGGAACAAAAGAAUCUUAGAUGUAAAAACACUUUUUGUAGAUAAACAAGCCCAGACCAAUUUUCUCAUCAUUACUAUUCGUAAUGAAGUAUUCAAUUCUUUGGAAAAACGUUCUCUUGGAACAAUUUUAACCGAAGAUAACAUUAUUGAUCUGAGUUCACAAACAUACAAACUUGCAGAAGAAAAAAAAGAACUUUUAGAGCUGUAUAAGCCAAAAAACUUUUCAUGGACAGACGAAGAAAAAACACAAAUUUCAACUUAUGCACCGAACAUUGGAUUCCCACAAUGUUGCAAGCUUUUCUACAAUUCUGAAGAAUUGCAGAAAGAACGAGUUAAUUUUUUUGAAAAUCCUUUUCAUUUCUUGAAUGAAGCAUUGUUAAGAUUACAAGAAUGUUCUGCACUUUUGUACCUCUUCCUUAAUGGUGGAAUGAUAAGGGUCCAAGAUCUGGAUCCAAACAGUGAAAACGUCAAUAAAAUAUUGCUGGAACAAGCAUUUUCAAUAAAGUUGAUUGGUGGUAAAAAUCACACAGCCACUCCGUUCUGUAACAAAAUUAGAAAAAUGGGAUUUAUAAAGGACAGUUUCGAUGAAUUAUUAGGCUUUUUGGUAAAGAAGGAGAAAUUUUGGUCUAUUGAUCAUGAGGACGUGUACAGAUUUAAUCAUCAUUCUAUUUAUGUUGCUGUGGCACUUUUGUAUGGAAAAGUCACACCGAUUGGCUAUAUACAGAAUUGUCCCAGCCAAUCCCUCAGUUAUCUAACAACCUCAAAAACAGCUACAAACAUGAUUGUCAUAGCAUCUGAUCAGUAUACAAAAAUGUGUGAGCGUCUACUCCGAGAGUUUGAAUGUAAGGAGUAUCCAUAUGAUACUUGUAUUGGCUCUCUAGAUGUAUGGAAUGAUCCUGUAUUUGUUAAAAGAUUUGUCAGGUUGUUGAAUGACAGAAAAGUUGAUGAACUUGCUGUGCUGAAUAAAGCAUGUCAUUGUGGUGCAAAAGAAUGUGUUUUAUAUCUUCUGUCAAAAGGUGUAAAACCUGACAAGGACACAGCAUUGUCAUUGGUUACUAGUAGACAUUGGAUUGAUAGUAACAGACAAGUGUGUUUACUUAGGAAAAUUGGUGUAUACUUGAAUGAUGAGUCAAAAGUUGAUGUGUUGAAUGAAGCAUGUGAUUCUCGUGCAGAAGAAUGUGCUUUAUAUCUUCUGUGUGAGGGAGUAGAACCUGACGAGGAGGCAGUGAUUAGUGUGGUGGAGGGACAGAGUGUGAAACUGUUACGUAAACUACUGGAGUAUGACGUCACUCCUACGGCGAGGAAUACGUACAAUGAGAAUGUCCUUCAUGUGGCGUGUUGGCGUGUUAGAGAAGAGAUGGUGACGUUGUUACAAGACAAGUACCCACACUUGGUACAUGACACUGAUAGGUUAGGACGAACGCCGCUCCAUGUUGUGGCACGGAGUGGAAACUUUUCUAGGUUUCAGACACUGGAGAGGUGUGUACUUAACUCCUUAUAUAGAGUUGACGACCAACAACACAAGUGUGAGUCGGUAAAUGGUCGUGUGGUUCAUAGGAACUGUGUGUGUGCUCAGUACAUGGCUCAGUUAGUGGAUAAUAACGGGGGAACGGUGUUACAUUAUAGUUGUGGGGGGAGUGGUCAGAGGGAGAUUUAUUUAUAUCUAUGUCAGUCGUACCCAGCACUAACUACAGUUGUAGAUAAUGCCGGGAGUACGGUGUUACAUUAUAGUUGUUGGGGGGGUAACAGGAAGGUUUGUUCAGAUUUAUGUCGGUUGUGCCCAGCACUAACUACAGCUGUAGAUAAUGACGGCCGCCAUUGUCUACAUUACUUAGCUAGGGAACCAACAGAUGUAGAAAGGUUCACCGAGUGUGAAUCUCAUGUUAAACAAUACCUAGAGUCUACAGGACGUAAGUAUGACAUCACAACCAUACUUAACAAUAAAGGGGAAUCUGUUUUAGACCUAGCAAAGCGAAGGGCGUCGUUCUGGGCGAAGUACCGGCCCUGGAGGACAGAAAACAACCCUUUGUUAGAUCAUCUUAUUAAAGUGUUUGGUAAAUAGAUAUGAUAAUGAUUUCCCAAUAAAAUGUACAGUUAUUAUCAACACAAACCUUUUAAAACAAUCAUGUGCAAAGGUCAUGUCAAGAUGAAUUGUUUAAACGAAGACAUUUUAUCAGUUUUGAUUUUUUUUUUGUCCAAAGUUUACCGAUCUCCACGCUCCGUAAAAUGGCCAGGGUGUCCUCUAGGAGGUCCGAAUGAUGUCUAUUUCUUUGGGAAACACUAAAGACCUGAGAGGAUCAGGUUUUAGACCAGAGUUGAUGAAAUAAAACUGAUGUUUUAUGAUCGGUCAUGAUUGUGGUGUUAUAGAUUGUUUUAAAUGUUAUUGAAGUAUUGCAUACAUAAUGUCCAUACUUGCCAACUUUCUCUAUUUUAGGAGGGAGUUUCGAUUUUGGGCUCUAAAGUUUAGCAUUUUCAACCAAUGAAUUUGCUAAACUAUUCCUAUUUACAAAGAUCUGAUGACUUCAUCUGAAAGAACAGGUCAGAAGAUGCCAUUCAAAAGUAUUAUUUAUUCUCUAUGGUGUACAUACACUCAUUUUAUUUAUGCUUUUAAUUCUGAGAAUGUGUAAUCUCCUCCACUGAAAUUUUAAAAAGUUGGCAAGUAUGAAUGUUAAGUCCUGUGGAUGAAUGAAACCUAAACAGCAGUUAACUUGGAUACAUUGUAGAUAAAUUGGAACGAUAUUGAGGAUAUCCAUCGCUAUUCAUUUGAUGAUUAAACAUGUCUAGAGUAUAAAUUUUACAGUAAAUUACACAGUUCACCAGUAGAGACUUGUAAACCUCAUCAUUUCAAAUAUUAUCAAAACAUUUUUUUAUUGUAAUUUUUUUAUAGAUUGUUCAAUUUGUUGACAUUUAAUUAUCUAAACUAAUUUAUUUAUACUAGAAUUUAUCCUCAUUUUUUUGUGAAGUCUAAGAUUUAUUGGAUGGUAAACUUAUAUAUUUUUUUUUUCAAUUCAAUUAGUUCAAAAAAGGAAAUUUAACUGGUACAAGGAUGUCUCCUUCAGGCUUCGGCAGAGGGGAAAAAUUGCCAGGAGUCCUGGCCUCACAAAUGACAAAACAGACUUUGUCAGGAGUGAAAUAUAUGACUUUUUUCAGAUAUAAAUUCACAUUUAGCAAGAUAAAAAGUCCAUUAAGCAAAACUGCAUAUUAUGCACGUUUCUUAAUACGAUAUAAAUUCUAACGUUUCCUUGGCGAACUUCCAGUAUUUUUUAGUAGUGUAAAGACGACAUACGUCUUAAAAUAUCUUCGUGUAGAGUCCCACAUACCGGUAAUACCUGUAUGUUUUCUAGUGUAUUUCCAACCAAAAUUUAUGGAAUAGAUUUCUUUCAUACACCCUUAUCAUAUUAUAUAGUCUAGAAUAAUAUCAUUUCCGCAACAUAUAUAACCAAUUGUUUUUUCUCCAUGCUUUGAUAACAAAUAUGAUCACUUGUGCUGGUAAUUGUUAUUUUUUAUGCAAUAGUAAAGUUGAAUAUAUACCCAGUAAGAUACAUUUGAAUUUUUUGACUAAUAUCCGAUGACUUCUAAUUCUAUCAUCUGUAGAGGUUGUGGAGGGGAUGUAGCAUUGGUUUUGGUCGACUACUUGAGUAAUUCGUACAUAAAGUCACAUUUUGUCAUUUCUCUAGUAAGUUCACCUCUAAAGGAUCUUGAUCAAAUCCCAGACAUUAUACUCGGUAGGUUAGAGUGACAGAAUAAUGAUCACGAGUCCUGGGUUGGAUCCGUAUAUAAUUGUUGUGAGAAUAGAAUUUACCCGGUAUAUUUCACAAUGUCAUUGUUCAACAACAAUUGUAGAAUUCAGCUUGAUUUUUCACAUAAAAAUAUUCACUUGUUUUGGAAUUUAUUAUUUUCCUUGCAUAUUCUUGAAAAAAAAUGUAAUACCUUUCCAUGGCCAUUUAGAAAGAAAGAGAUUUUGUGGUUGUGUUUCUGCAGUAUUUAAUAAUUGUCUGUAUCCUGUAUAUAACAAUAUAGUGUUACCUUGGAUAUUCUGUAUAUAACAAUAUACUGUUACCUUGGAAACCUAAGUUUAUCAGUCUGAACAAUGAGACAGAUAUAAUAUGUGUAUGUAUUUAAGAAUUAAAUAUACUUUACAUGUAACACGAUUCUGUAUAAAGUGAAAAGAAUGUUUUGUGCUUACAUGAUGUAGAAUGUUUCUUCAGGAAUGUGUACAUCAAUUUAAAUAUUCUAGUAUAAUGUAUAUAUGGAAAUCGCAUUAUAAUACUAAAUAGAGAAAACAGGUUGUAUGUCUGAAUGAGAGAUGAUAAUAGUAUGGUCGUGAAAUAUAAAUUUUACUGAAAUAUAUUUGUAUUGUGUACACACAUUUAUAUUUAUGUACUUUGUGAAAACAAUUACA